This is a messenger RNA of Talpa occidentalis (Iberian mole), 2341 nucleotides long. RefSeq names its product myocardial zonula adherens protein (gene MYZAP). Gene Ontology annotation, biological process: maintenance of ER location; intracellular signal transduction. Lineage: Eukaryota; Metazoa; Chordata; Mammalia; Eulipotyphla; Talpidae. The transcript has 13 exons. Bases 104 to 1504 code for a protein of 466 amino acids. The record is from RefSeq and is a predicted model, not a curated record. Gene Ontology annotation, cellular component: RNA polymerase II, holoenzyme; nuclear envelope; intracellular anatomical structure.
CAGUCUCACCGGCCCGCGCAGCCCCCACGCAGGGCGGACCCCGCGCGCUUAUUCUGCCCCGGAGCAGCGCAGACACGAGCCCGCUGCCCACAGCCGCCGCGGGAUGCUGCGCUCCACGUCCACCGUCACCCUGCUUUCGGGCAGCGGUGCUAGGAAGCCCGGGGCGCCCAACCGGAGGGCAAAUGUCUGCAGAUUACGGCUGACUAUACCUCCGGAGAGUCCAGUUUCUGAACAAAGUGAAAAGAAGCUUGAAAGAAAAGAACAACAUCCUGACCUAAGCAAUGGAGAAUCGACUAGGAAACUUCCUCAAGGUGUUGUCUAUGGUGUGGUGCGAAGAUCCGAUGAAAAUCAGCAGAAAGAAAUGGUGGUGUAUGGGUGGACCACCAAUCAGCUGAAAGAAGAGAUGAACUACAUCAAAGAUGUGAGAGCCACUUUGGAAAAAGUAAGGAAGCGAAUGUAUGGAGAUUACGAUGAAAUGAAGCAGAAGAUUCACCAGCUCACACAGGAACUGUCAGUUUCCCAGGCUCAGCAGGACUAUCUAGAGAAUCACAUCCAAACGCAGUCAUCAGCCCUGGACAGUUUUAAUGCCAUGAACUCAGCUUUGGCUUCGGACUCCAUUGGCCUGCAGAAAACCCUUGUGGAUGUUACUUUGGAAAACAGCAGUAUUAAGGACCAAAUCAGAAAUCUGCAGCAGACGUAUGAAGCAUCCAUGGACAAGCUGCGGGAAAAGCAGAGGCAGCUAGAGGAGGCACAAGUGGAAAACCAGCUGCUGAAAAUGAAGGUGGAAUGCUCUCAAGAAGCCAAUGCGGAGGUGAUGAGAGAGAUGACUAAGAAGCUGUACAGCCAGUAUGAAGAAAAGCUGCAUGAAGAGCAGCAGAAGCACAGUGCUGAGAAAGAGGCUCUCCUGGAAGAAACCAAUAGUUUUCUGAAAGCGAUUGAAGAAGCCAAUAAGAAGAUGCAAGCUGCUGAGAUCAGCCUAGAGGAGAAAGAUCAGAGGAUUGGGGAACUGGACAGGCUAAUUGAGCGCAUGGAGAAGGAACGACAUCAACUGCAACUCCAGCUCCUGGAGCAUGAAACAGAAAUGUCAGGGGAAAUCUCUUAUUCUGACCAGGAAAGGUAUCAGCAGUUGGAGGAGGCGUCUGCCAGCCUCCGUGAACGUAUCAGACACCUGGAUGACAUGGUGCAUUGUCAGCAGAAGAAGGUCAAGCAGAUGGUUGAGGAGAUUGAAUCGUUGAAGAAAAAGGUGCAACAGAAACAGCUCUUAAUAUUGCAGCUUUUAGAGAAGAUAUCUUUCUUAGAAGGAGAGAAUAAUGAACUGCAGAGCAGGUUGGACUACUUAACAGAAACCCAGCCCAAGACUGAAGUGGAAACCAGAGAGAUUGGAGUAGGCUGUGAUCUUCUACCCAGUCAAACAGAUAGGGCUCGUGAAGUCGCUGUGCCUUCCAGAAACUACACUCCAUACACAAGAGUUCUGGAAUUAACCAUGAAGAAGACUGUGACUUAGGCACUCAGAGAUGUGCUCUUUGCACAGAGAGAUGAAAGCCCUGGAAUCUGGUAGGUUAACAUCUGGAAAGGAAAAGCAAAGACUGUUGCUUCAUCAUCUGCACAGUUUCAGCCAGAAUGGAAAUUGCUGAGGUCUGAAUCCAUUUCUAAAACAUGAAGGCAAGUGGAGGCAGAGGGGGAGGGUCAGAUGGAGAAGUCUACAAGGUUAUAUUUCAAACCCCCAACCAGCGUGCUCUGCUGUACUGGGCCAUCUUUACCUUUCCAUGUAGAUGCUGCCAUCCUAUCAGAAGAACUCCUUCACAUUUUAUCUUCUGUUUUACUAGACUUUGAAUGGAAGGAAAAGGGGCAUUCAUUUAAAAUUUCAUGUUAUUCACACCGGGAUCAUUUGUUACAGCAUGAAGAUUUUGUUUACCCAUAAAAGUAUUAGAGGCUAUGUUUCCGUGGGACAGAGAUAUCUGUCCACUGGAGCUUGGGCACCUGGGGAAACUUGAGCCUGGGGGGAGGAUCCCCUCAUGCAGGUGUGUCUCCUCAUGGUGCCGCAGAUUCAUGCAGGGUUUGGGGAGCCAGGCACCCUUCAUUCUGACGUGUUAAUCCCUGGGUUUAAUUUGUGCCUUAUGCCUUUAUUGGGCCAGCUGAAAUCACUGUAUUUUAUUCCACCUGUGAUAUUUUUCUUUCUCACUUUAACUGAAAGAGAAUUUUGUAUGUUGUGGAAAUUUAAUCAUUUAAUGUUUUCAAUAUUGAUGGGUGUUUUUGCUAAAUGAAUGGGUAAUGUGUUCAUGCAUGCUCUACUUUGAUAUUAUAACCUAUGUCACAUGUUUAAUAAAUGCCAUAUAUUUUG